Molecule: messenger RNA, 2955 nt
Organism: Acaulospora morrowiae
Lineage: Eukaryota; Fungi; Glomeromycota; Glomeromycetes; Diversisporales; Acaulosporaceae
Source: the annotation of a GenBank genome assembly
AUGGCUCCAAAUUUGGGCAUUAAUGAGAACCGAAGAAAAUUUAGGCAAUCAGAAAAAAAUCUCACUGAACUUUAUGGUCGAGGGAAAGAAUAUCGUUUACAGAUAACCAUGAUCACUGUCGGAAACAAAAAUGGAAAUAAAUGUUUGGUGUCAUUGUCCAAUGAACAACUAUCAUCGGAUCGACCUUUGUAUCACUCAAAAAUUAAUUUAAUGUUUUGCGCUGGGGCGACAGGAACUGCAGAAACUGCAGGUACCACUUUAUCAAUCUACCACUCUUACAAGAUUCAUGAUAUUUAUUGCUUCAAAAAAAUUACCACCUUUCCUUCAUUUCCUUUUGCUCACAUCAAUAGACAACCUUUCCGUUCGAUUAUGACUUGCACGAGUGUUUGUAAAGGUUGGAUCAAGCAUGCCACUCUCAUAAAUAACUGUUACCCGGUUGGCCCUGAAGAAAAGGGCCCCCGAUCAAACGAACUUUCUUACCUCAUAUUUUACGCAAAUUCAAAGCCGGCAAAGCUUACAAAGUGCGGUGUCUACCUGGAUAAAAGGGUUUCCACCGACGUCCGCAAGCGAAGAAAGCAGGACACAGAUAUAUCGUUGCAAAUCAUCAAAGCUCUUCUGGAAGAAUGUAAUAGCAACCUGAACUUAUUUUCAAAGAAUGUUCUCAAAAUUAUUUCAGCUUCACUAAGCGCAAAUGAUAUUGAUGUGAUUACUCGUGCUGCCUCGGUGUUCAUUACCUUCUGCUCGUACCAUGAUGGCUCCACUCUUGGUGUUGAUGUGGAAUUCACACAGAUUUACGAAGAUCUAAUAUCAUCAUUUGCUCAAUACGCAAUGUGCAAAGAUCAUGACACCACAAUCGAGCGAAGGUACCGGUCUAUUGGGCUUCAUGCUCUUCGAGCGGCCGCUACAUCUAAUGCUUUGUACACAACAAAUGCUCGAACGCAGUUGCAACACAUCAUUCCGGCGAUUUUAUAUAAUUUAACUGAUGGGUUAGAAGCUCUACAAGAGGCAGAUCUGAAUCCUGUCAAUGAUGAGCCCAUCCCACAAUCACGUCGAUUUUCCCUUAGUGUCACCACCAUUUCGUUAGAGGAAAACACAAAUCUGGCGUACCAUUGCUUGAAAGAAUUAUUUGAAAAGUCUGAUCCUUCCAACGUGCAUUAUUCGCUUGAGCCCACAUUCAAAUUUUUAGACGAAAAUGAUAUGUGGACACCAAGUUCCUUCGGUAUAAGCCUGGUCUUGAUGAUCCUCUCUUCCCUUCAGCAACAAUGUCGUCAUAUUCUAGCCUCCAACAUUACGCGGCAACUUGAGACUCUGCCGGAAGGUUCAAUUUCCAUGCAAAAGAAGCUUACCCUUGUCGAAAUGCUGUCAUCCAUUUUGACCAACAAGUUAGCCCUCGUGGGAUUAUCUACAUUAGAAGUUUUAGAUGUUUUGCUUCAACUGUUGUUGGGUUCUUUGAAAAAUGGCGAAGGAAAUGAUAAUGAAUCCAAAGCGCUUAUUAGUAAAAAAUUAAUCGAUUGCAUUGGUGGAUUGGCAACACACAUUUAUUACGAAAAUCAAAUAUGUGACAUCAUGGAGCAUAUUAUUACGCAUUUACGUCUACAGCCUGACGUGCCAGAUUCCUCUCAACAAGGUGAUAUUUCCAUCUCCGAUGGGAUUCCACUGUCGGAUUUGCGUAAAACAUUAUUGAAGUGUUUGGACGUCGUCGUGCAAAUGAGUAAGACGGUGUAUCAGAAAAUUGGAAAAAUUACGAUAUGCGAGACGCCGGUUGAAAUAUUUCUUGAUACUAUUAGUCUUUGCAUGGAUGGUGACUUGGAUGUGAGAAUUUCGUAUGCCAAAGUCCUUUCGGCAUUUUUAAACAAUGAAGGAAUGCCUGAGGAACAGAAAGAUACUGACUCUACACAGCUCACGUAUUUUAAUCAGCCAGCAAUACAUUUCUUAAACACGCUUCAUCUAUCGUUGUAUCAGUACGCACUUUCGGAUAUUGCACAACCCGCUGAUCACGUGGCAAUGUUGACAUUAUUGCGUGCACUAUUGGUUCGAUUUCGGGCAGAUCAGAUAAUUCGCGGGAUUCCCGUGGUAUUCAAAUUGCAGUCCGAAGCCAAAGAAGAGAAACUUAAAAAUUAUGCUCACCAACGGGCAUUGGCAAGUGUCAUCGCGCUUUAUUUUUCCGAUAUUGCAACAGUUUUAAAUAUUCCGGAAUUAAGAGAGUAUAUAGAAAAGGCAAGUCCUCAGUUAUUGUGCGAUUCAAGAAUUCUUGAUUCUUUCCUGGCUUCGUCCGAAAACAAUCUAGAUAAUAUAGACUCAUUUAAACCUUCUGAAGGUGAAAUACCCAACGGGGAUGAUCAUUCUCUGCAACCAAUUGACAUUUGGCUUGACCGUCAAAUCAUCGUUUCCAUGUUGUCUCAACAUAAAGAAUUUUCGGGCAUUGACGGAAAGAAACUGGAAGUUGAUCUUAUGGCUGAAUGGAAACCUGAAGAAGGUUUUGAAAAAGUUAAGAAAGAAAGAUAUCGAAUUAAAUCAAGUCGAAUAGUGGAAAAACCACAGAUAGCAAUCACAUCUUUUAUAAUGAGUUUGGAAGAUAGUUCUGGUGAAUUGCCAAAGAUUAAAGUAGAAAAUCUGAAAGAUGCGCUUGAAUUGAAUGUUACUCAGCUUGAUCAUGUGAAAAUUGAUAACAAGAACAAUCGUGUGCUUAUCGAAUUCACCCCUACCAUACCGCAUUGUUCCAUGGCUACUUUAAUUGGGUUAUGUAUUCGUGUGAGAUUGUUACGAAGUUUACCAGAAAGAUUUAAAGUUGACAUCAUGGUUAGGAAAGGGACGCAUCAAUCCGAACAAGCUGUUAACAAACAAUUGAAUGAUAAAGAGCGUGUGGCUGCUGCUUUGGAAAAUUCCCAUUUGCUUGAAGUAGUGAAUCUAUGUUUAUCAACCGCAGGAUUUCGUGGUGAAACCAUUGUUCGUUAA